AGGACAUGGCGACCGCCGCCGCCGCCGCCUCCUCCUCCUCCAGCAGCGAGAGUAAUGAAGCCAACUCCAAAUGGCUGGAUGCCCAUUACGACCCCAUGGCCAAUCUCUACACCUUCUCCUCCUGCAUCGCACUGGCUGACCUGCAUGGCGAUGGAGAGUACAAGUUGGUGGUGGGUGACCUGGGCAUGGCUGGGCACACCAUGAGGCUGAAGGUGUACCGGGGCACAGGGCUGGCCAGCGAGAGCAUCUUGUUGGACCUGCCGUCUGCCGUCGCUACCUUCCUGAUGGACCAGAAUGAGCCACGCACGCCUGCCGUGGCUGUGGCCUCCGGCCCAUUUGUCUAUGUCUACAAGAACCUGCGGCCCUACUUCAAAUUUACCCUGCCCCCCCUGGAUGCCAACCCCCUGGAGCAGGACGUCUGGGAGCAGGCCAAAGAGGACAUGAUCGACCCCCUGACUCUGAAGGAAAUGCUGGAGGGGAUCCGGGACAAGGCGGAGAUCCCCCUGUCGGUACGAUCACUGAGGUUCCUGGCCCAAGAUGUACCAGAGAUGGAGAAUUUUGUGAACCUACAUAAGGGGCAACCGAUCAAGCGCCAGACUGUCAUCACCUGCAUGAGCACGCUGAAGAAGAACAUGGCGGAUGAGGACGCGGUCAGCUGCCUGGUGAUCGGGAUGGAGAGCGCCGAUGUCCUCAUCCUGGACCCUGAGGCCUUCACUAUCCUGGCCAAGAUGACGUUGCCGAGCGUGCCAGCCUUCCUGGACGUGAUGGGGCAGUUCGAUGUGGAGUACCGGGUCACGGUGGCCUGCCGGGACGGGAGCAUCUACAUCCUGCGCAGGGAGUCCAAGCGGCCCAAGUACUGCAUCGAGCUGAGUGCCCAGCCCGUGGGGCUGGUGCGGGUACACAAGAAUAUCGUGGCCGGCUGCUCUGACGAAACCCUGCAGGGCUAUACACAGAAGGGGAAGAAGCUGUGGACAGUCUAUCUGCCAGCCCCACUAAUGACCAUGAGCCUCCUAGACCAGAAAUCACGCGGCUUCCAAGCCGUGAUGGUAGGUCUGGCCAACCAGGAGGUGCACAUGUACCGGGACAAAAACCUUGUGGAUGUCAUCCGCACCCAGGACGUGGUCACCAGCAUUUGCUUUGGCCGCUAUGGGCGUGAGGACAACACCCUGAUCAUGACGACUAAAGGCGGGGGGUUGAUCAUCAAGAUCCUGAAGCUCACGGCCGUGUUUGAGGAGAAGGACACGUAGCUGGGCCCUCCCGUGGCCCAGAGCAUCCGACUCAGCGUGCCCAAGAAGACCAGGCUGUACGUGGACCAGACUCUGUGGGAGCGCGAGAAUGCCGUCCAGGGCAUCGGCCCCACCUUCAAACUGACCCUCCACAUUCAGAACACGUCAGCUGGGCGCCCCUCCAUCAACCUGCUGGUGAGCUUCCUCUACGACCAGAGCCUCUAUGCCAUGAAGAGAGCCUUCUUCAAGGCCCCCAUGCUGGUCCCGGGACUGAACUACCCCAUUGAAACCUUUGUGGAGUGUCUGAGCGACAAGGGGAUCUCGGACAUCAUCAAAGUGUUUGUAUUGCGGGAGGGCCAGAGCAUGCCCUUGCUGACUGCUCAUAUCAACAUGCCAGUGAGUGAGGGUCUGGCUGCUGCCUGAACCGCCUCUGGGGGGCGAUAGAGACCAGAGCUGCAGUAGAUCCCAUAGGAGCCCUCA
Messenger RNA from Emys orbicularis (European pond turtle), 1706 nucleotides. RefSeq names its product Bardet-Biedl syndrome 1 (gene BBS1). The record is from RefSeq and is a predicted model, not a curated record. The transcript is spliced from 16 exons. NCBI's taxonomy places the organism in Eukaryota, Metazoa, Chordata, Testudines, Emydidae. Gene Ontology annotation, cellular component: BBSome; centrosome; axoneme. Gene Ontology annotation, biological process: non-motile cilium assembly; protein localization to cilium. Gene Ontology annotation, molecular function: patched binding; smoothened binding.